Pollicipes pollicipes is the source of this 2518-nucleotide messenger RNA. Its product is annotated as homeobox protein Hox-B7. The record is from RefSeq and is a predicted model, not a curated record. The transcript has 5 exons. Gene Ontology annotation, molecular function: RNA polymerase II cis-regulatory region sequence-specific DNA binding; DNA-binding transcription factor activity, RNA polymerase II-specific. Gene Ontology annotation, cellular component: nucleus; nucleoplasm. NCBI's taxonomy places the organism in Eukaryota, Metazoa, Arthropoda, Thecostraca, Pollicipedomorpha, Pollicipedidae. The coding region runs from base 1 to 957 and encodes 318 amino acids. Gene Ontology annotation, biological process: anterior/posterior pattern specification; positive regulation of transcription by RNA polymerase II.
AUGAGCUGGAACCUCGGCAACAGCGGCGGCGGCUGGCCGGCCAACAGCCACCCGCAGGCCGAGCCGUACUACGUCAACAACGGCAAGUACGCCGGCGUCAACUACGAGAACUUCCAGCAGUACGCCGCCCAGGCGCAUCAGCACUUCGCCAACCGCUACAACGGGCCGUACUCCAACCUCGGCAACCUCAGCGCCAAGGCGGUGUACGAGCAGUGCGCAGCGCCGUACGGAGGGUACCCGAGCGGCGCGCCGGCCCGGCCCGAGGCCGGCGAUGGCCGCGACUUCGCCGCCUGCAAGAUGCCCACCUUCCCGACGGGCCCGCUGCCCGACGCCAUGCACGUGCAGAACUUUGCUGGCAUGGAGGAUAUGCAUUACGCAGCGGCAGCGGCCGCCGCCAAGGGCCCCGGCGGCAUCUUUCCCUGGAUGAAGGCGCCCAGCAGCAGCAGCAGUGCCGAGCAGAGCGGCCCGGCCGCCGCCCAGGCCGGCGCCACCGCGAACAAUAACAAUGACAAAGACUCGAAGGCGGAGGUUACGCGGCAAGUGUACCCCUGGAUGAAGAGGGUUCACAUCGGGCAAAGUCAAGUGAACGCCAACGGGGAGACGAAGCGGCAGCGGACGUCGUACACGAGGUACCAGACGCUGGAACUGGAGAAGGAGUUCCACUUCAACCGCUACCUGACGCGCCGGCGGCGGAUAGAGAUCGCGCACGCGCUCUGCCUCACCGAGCGGCAAAUCAAGAUCUGGUUCCAGAACCGGCGCAUGAAGUGGAAGAAGGAGCACAAGAUGGCCAGCAUGAACGCCCUUCCGCAGAUGCCGCCGCACCUAGCCGGCAUGGGCAUGCCGCAUCCCCAUCAUGCCGCCGCCUUCCACCCGGGCAUGUCGGAGCAGUUCUUCACAGGCUUCUGGGGCACCGGAUUCCAGGACAAUUUCGGUUAUGGCUACAGUAAGCCCUUCUGAGACAACGCCGCCUGGUGGUCGGACCCAAGCUCGCCCUGGUUCGCCUCCAGCCAAUCCUCGCUGCUCCUGUAGACCGGCGGCGCGCCGCCGGCGGUCACUUCCGGGUCGCCGGGUCAGCAGGGUCACCUGCUCGGAGCCCCAGCCGCCACCCCACCGGUGCAUCGACUCGCCCCGGCCGGGCGCCGACCCCUUCCCGGCGAUUUUUGAUCGAUGACUCGCACAAAUUUGUAAAAAAUCAUCGCGCUCGAACCAAUCAUCGACGCAUGAGCGCUGGCGCCGCGGCCGCGACGGACGAUUUCGCGGGAGGCGCGGCUGCCAGUUUGGCCCCUAUUGGUGUGUGACGGCACGGCCGAUUAAGGACAUUCACAUCAUGGCGACGAGUAUAAAAGCGCGGCCGGAGGGCAACGCGGCGGCAGCGAGGUGAAAUACGUCUUAAUUGAUCGACUGACACCAGGAUUAAUGGCAGCGGCCGACUGGUGCGCCGCCGCGCCGGCCGGGCCGCCCCGACCCGAGGCCAACGAUCUCAGCGCCCGUCGCUCUCCCCGCCGGCCGCGCCUCCGCGCUCUGCCCUCCGCCCGUCUGUCUGUAUGUCUGUCUGUCCGCGCGUCGGUGGCGCCCGCGAGGGUCAGCCGUUCUUCUGAGGCCGACGGUCCUGCGUGGGCCCGGCGGGCCGGCCGCGCGGCGUCUCCUUGUUUGGCCUCCCGGGCGGUGCCGGCGCGCCCGCGCACUCCGCCUGAGGUCACCAGGCCCGGACAGGAGCGAGCACCAGCGAGCGGCGACGCCACGUUCCCCCGCGUGUUUUGUACAUACCUACCUAGUAAUUUAAUGAGGUGGUGCCGCGCAGCGAGUGUGGAUAUUUGUGUCAGUAUUAAUUUGGUCUUUCUUCGGCGCACUGCGAAAGAAGCCAAUCCCACUUCCGUGUUCCGAGGCAGAGUGCGCGGUCUGACCCGGUCUGACCCGGUUUGCCCUCCGGGCGUACGUGACCCGCCGUAAGAGCGCGAGCGCCGGCGACCGCGCGCUCGGGCGAUCGUGCAAUGACGCCUAGGCUGCGUAGCUGGCUGGCGACACGUCUGUACCCUCCUGCCCCUCCGUCCCCGCCGCCCGCCCCCGCCGGGGGAAAAUACUCAACUGUGACCGUGACCGCGCCCGAGGCCUGUUGAACCUCUCGACUCCCAUUGUUACUGUAAAUGUCCGAUUCCAAAACUAGCGGAUAAUAUGCAGUCAGCAGCCGUAGCGGGUAGACUCUCGUGGCAGAAUAUUUUAACGUAUCCAUUUUAUAGCUGCAAUAGGCCUAGUUGUGGUGUCCAUUGCUGCGUAGCCCCGGCGAGAUCGGCUGGCUGCCCGAAGACGUACUGAAGGUGAGGCAUGGAAGCUGGAAGCCCGGCUUGUGAGGUUAUUUCGGCGAGUUGUUUUGUUUUGACGACAAUCACUAUUCUAGAUGACUGAUCAGUGUUUUUGAUUGCUCUUGAUGUGAUUGCUAAACUGCUUGUUUGUGACAUUAUCCUUGAGUGUACAACACACGAUGUAAAUGUACGUGUAAAUAUAUCUUCAUGUUCAAACG